Messenger RNA from Aspergillus puulaauensis, 198 nucleotides. RefSeq lists its product as uncharacterized. The transcript has a single exon. Bases 1 to 198 code for a protein of 65 amino acids. NCBI's taxonomy places the organism in Eukaryota, Fungi, Ascomycota, Eurotiomycetes, Eurotiales, Aspergillaceae. The record is from RefSeq and is a predicted model, not a curated record.
AUGGCUUACGCUGCCCAGAGCAACCGUCGACCAAACGAAGUCAAGGGCCUCGCGAAUGGCACUGCUCGUGUGGCACACGGGGACGAUAACUGGGGACGACAAGGUGAGGAUCUAGCUUAUGAACUCAUGGCUGCUCUGGAUAAUCCUCGUCUGAUCAGUGGGCUCGUCUCUUGCCAUAAGCACCUUAGCAUGCAGUGA